AUGGCUGGAGAUGGCUCAAAGGAGUUUCUGCUCAAAAAUUUUGAGCUGUCAGACGGUACUGACAGCAGCGUUUCUACGCAACUUUUGAUUAAUGAGAAUGUUGUUUCGGACUCUACUGAUUCGUUGGUCAAUGAACGUAUUCAAGAGUUACUUGAUCGUGUUCAUAUAACAGAAUACCUCCCUGUGAAUUCUGAUUUAUCUGAAAAUACGCAAGAGCCCUUCUCGUUUCUCCCUAAACGACUACAUCACGAAGAAGCAGAGGCCGCCCUGAAUGCAGAAGAGUUCCAAGGUUAUCGUUAUACAAACAACAACGUUGUAAAGCGCAAGGACCUGAGUAUGAAUCAAGAGUACUACCCAAUUUUGGCUAUUUUGUACAACAGAAUACAAGUAUUCCUUCUCAAUAAUAAAAUGUCUCUGGACUUUUUAAAGAUAUUCAAAAGUUACAUGAACCAUAUCAUUGAAAGCGGGUUGAACGUAUUGGAAGAUCGCUACUUUUUAGAGUUGCAGAACGAGUUGAGUGAUGGGUUUCAUUUUGGCCCUGUAAUGGAAGAAAUACUAAACAAAUUUCUUCUGAGGCCGGAGAACCUUAUCAUGAAGUUGGCUCUAUUCGAGCAUAAAAUGAUGCUUGGCAAUCUUCAAAGAUUUUUCAGCGCUUGGCAGUUGAAAUGUGACAUGAAAUUAAGUCUGGUUAAGCUCGAAAAUGUGUGGAAGCAGUAUAUACAACGAAAAUACACCGCAAUUUGGUCAAGAAAAUAUCAGUAUUUGGAGUCAAACUUGGUUACCCAAGCCAAUGAAUUCAGGGUAUUCACUUCACUCUCUUCAGGCUUCGACAAAUGGAUGGGUAAAUUAGACACAAAUCAUGCCAAGGAUGGUCUCGCAGACCAUUUUUUUCUAGACCAUAUUUUCCGUAAAAUAAAAAAGUAUGUCAAAACUAUGAAUUUCAUGGAGACAGAGGCAAACGGAAAAUAUGUUAGAGAGCGUCAGCGUUAUGCUCUGCGAUUCAUGAGAUUGAGGUUUGCAGAAACACAGUUUACCUGCUAUAAAAACGAUUUGAAAAGAAUCCUUUUGAGAAAAUUACAAUCAAAAUUAGACCAUUAUAAGUUACUAAAAGCCCGUGCAGAGUUUACAGACUCAAUUUUUGUACUGAGUAGCUACUUGAAGAAAUGGUAUGAGAAGACAGAAUCCUCGAUUGCACACUCUAAUCACUUAGCUUCUUUGGAAACUAGGUUCAGGAAUAAGAGAACAUUAAACACUCUGAAGGACAUUUUAAAUAGGAAUAAUCAAGAGCUUCAGCUGAUGGCAAGGCUAGAUCGAUUGCUACUUGAAUAUACAUUCAAGAACAUAUGGCAAAAAAGGUUUCAAGAGCAUAUCAGCAUGUAUAGCUUUUGGAAUAAGCAAAAUCAACAAAUCGUUACGCUUUUCCUGGAUGCCUGGAGAGAAAGGCUCUACUUCAAUUCUCAGGCAUACCAGUUCAGAAGAAAGCAACAAUUACUUAAUGCGAUGUUGGCGUGGAGAAUCGCAUCAAAAGUCAAAAGUCAUAUGUAUAGGAACGAUAGAAGAAGGUUAGCAAUCACAUUCGAGCAAUGGUUAGUAAAGGCAAGACUUCGCAAAAAGCAUGCUCAUUUUUUGCAUGGCAUUAUAGCAAGAAUGAUGUUCUUGAGAUGGAAAAGCACAUACUUGAAAAAGUGCGAUGCACUUUCAUUUUCAACACAUCACUAUGACGAGUGCUGCUUAAGAAGACAGAUGAGUAAGUGGGUCGGUAAAUUGGGUGUACUAGACGAAAUCAAUGAAAGACUCUUGAUAUAUGAGAAAUUUUGUGCAUUAGAAACUAUGAGGCAUGGAAUUAAGCAUGGUGAAGAGGUAAACGAAAUUUCAAGGCAGUUUAACCCUGUGGAAAUUUCCAAAGGUAAUCUUAUUCGUUAUCUUGUUUUGUGGAAAGAAAUGGCCAUUUCAAAAAAGAUAAAAAACCUGCAAGACAUGCUAGAUGAUUAUCAAUUCGAAAACAACAACAUCGUCCAACACUCCUAUUUACAAGUAUGGUUUAAAAGGAUGGUUUUUUACCAAUCGGAAUGCUUCCAGAAGUCAGAGCUGAAAUAUGGAAGGAGCCUUAAGAAAAGAUUAUUCGCAACCAUAAAGGCAAAGGAAGCAAAUAUAGCAAGACUUUUGCAAAUAAGUGAUGACCUGAGAAGAAAAUCUCUCAUGCUGAAUAUGAUUUUUUCAUGGGAAGCGCACCUAGGAUCACUCCGUGGUUUGCAUAAAAAGAGUGAAAGAGAAAUCAACAAGAGGAAUCUUUCACUUUUGCUAAGCUAUCUUAAAGUUUGGAGUAUGCAGAUAUUGAAAAGCAGAAGAAAUGAUGAAACAGUGCAAAUAUUUAGGAAAAGGUGGGAUAGAGCUGCUGUUAGAGGUAUACUAUUACUCUGGAAAAAUCGAACAGAACAUUCACCCAAAAAAUUGAGGUGGAAAAAAAGUGGGAAGGUUGUCGACGCACUGCAAUUCGCACCAAGCUCUAAUUUAGUGACUCCUGUACGAAACACCUCUUCAAAUAACAAUACUAUUCCAGGUUCAGAAGGCGUUAAAAAAUACCGCCUAGAGGCGAUGAAAUCCCAUUAUAGUAAAGUAAGAAGAGCAAUACCAAGUCCGGUAAAAUCCUCUACUACUCUCGACUCAAUCGCUAAAAAGAAAUUUUCGAGAGAGAAUGAAAACACACAUUGGGUUGCUCAGCCAUUGCCACCUCCAAGAAUAUCUAUUGAAAGAAUUAACAAGAAUCUGGCUUCAAAAAUCGAUAAUAUCAAUUUCGAGCGUAUCCCAGAAGUCAAACUCGACCCAUUUGUCGAGCAAAACGAUGAGAAAGACCCGGUACUCGAUCGAUCUUUGCUAGAGCUAGACGAGGAUAUUUCGUUUGAUGAUUCGCCUACUAGACGAACUUGA
Zygotorulaspora mrakii is the source of this 2928-nucleotide messenger RNA. It is a transcript of the gene SFI1, whose product is annotated as Sfi1p. The record is from RefSeq and is a predicted model, not a curated record. The coding region runs from base 1 to 2928 and encodes 975 amino acids. The transcript has a single exon. Lineage: Eukaryota; Fungi; Ascomycota; Saccharomycetes; Saccharomycetales; Saccharomycetaceae.